AUGCUGAUCAACAAAGGUGUUUACAACUUUUACCUAAAUCUGACCAACAUCACGGAUGAUGACUCUCUUUCGGCGUCAUUUCCGGCUGUCUGCAACGAGACGUUUGUGGGUGAGAUCCGGCACUAUCUGACGCCGCUCGUAGAGUCCCACUUCCUGUUGGCGCUCGUCUACUGCGUUCUCGUCGGCACGGCCCUCUGCGUCGGCACCGUCGGUAACGUCAUCAUCAUGGUCGUGAGCAUGACGUCGCGCGCCAUGAACCGCGUCGGUCGAGACUUUGUCAUGAAUCUGGCGCUGGCAGACCUUUGUGUAGCGCUGGUUUCCGACCCAAUGUGCAUCCUUGGCGUGCUGAAGGGUGAGCGGUGGCUCCAGAGCCGCUGGGUGCUGUGCGAGCUGGUCGCGUCCAUGUGCUUGACAGCCUGCUUCUGUGCGUUUUUCAGCCUCACCCUCCUCGCCUUCAACCGCUACGUGUUCGUCUGCAAGAACAGGCCUGUGUGCAUCGUGAUGUGCGCAUGCGCGUGGGUUCUGGCCUUCCUGUUUGAGUUCCCGAACUUUGUGGGCUGGGGAGACCACUACUUCGACCAAAAGAACCAGCAGUGCAUCUGGGACCGCACUGCCAGCUUCUCGUACACGCUGAUGGUGGCUGCAGGGCUUAUUGGCUCCCCGCUGCUGUUCAUGGGCGUCUGCUUCAUGCUGAUCUUCUACAAUAUAUACCGCAGCAAGAUGGACGUGUUCACUCUCAACGUGGACGAUCCGCUCAGGAUGCAGAAGGUCUGGGUUGAGACGCUAAGGUCCUCCAAGACGCUGCUUGUCGUCUUCAUUGCCUUUGUCGUCUGCUGGACGCCUUACGCAAUCGUGCCGGCGCUUGACGUUGAGAACGCGUUCCCCAUGGAGCUGCACUUGUUCAUCACCCUUCUGGCACACCUGCACUCCAGCCUUAACUUCAUCAUCUACAUGUUCUUUAACAAAACUUUUCGGCGCACAGUGAUGAUCAUGCUACGCUGCCGACUGUCCCAUCAAUCGUCUAGGAGUUCCAUAGACACGUCGGAAACCAGCCCCACCGGAAAGUCGGGCUCCAAGUUCUCAUUCAACCUGGUGCUCAACCAAAACAACGCAUACACGAUCAAGUCAUCAGAGAAGGAACGGACCAUGGCGCUGCGUCAGAGCAUGAUUAACAAAAUAUCGAGGACGGAUUCUUCAAGAUUUUAG
Dreissena polymorpha is the source of this 1206-nucleotide messenger RNA. RefSeq names its product melatonin receptor type 1B-A-like. The record is from RefSeq and is a predicted model, not a curated record. The transcript has 7 exons. NCBI's taxonomy places the organism in Eukaryota, Metazoa, Mollusca, Bivalvia, Myida, Dreissenidae. Gene Ontology annotation, biological process: G protein-coupled receptor signaling pathway. Bases 1 to 1206 code for a protein of 401 amino acids. Gene Ontology annotation, molecular function: G protein-coupled receptor activity. Gene Ontology annotation, cellular component: membrane.